UUCAUAAAACUCGGGGACACAAAAGAGCCCUGAUACGCAGCGCAGAUUGUAAUAUGUGUAAAAGAACAUGGAAUAAAAAUGAUUGCUCUGUAAGAAUUCAAACGCGAUCCACUUUCACGCACUAUGUUCUGCAAGCUGCCUGUUCGGAUGACGUGGCUUCUAAAAUUUACCCUCUGGAUUCGUAUGGUUGUUGGAAUGAAUGAGGUCACUAUGGCUGAUCUCAAAAGUCAUUUGGCAACAGGACAGAAAAUUUGGAUCCAGCACAGCAGUUUCAAAAAGGCCACUUACAGCCAAAGGCACAUGUGCAUAUAUUUUGUAGUAACCCCGCAGGUGCAAGGACAAUAUUUAUUUUCUGAGCAUUUCGAGGUUCAAAGCCGACGGCAAAAGCAACAAUUUUACGGAUCAAUUUUUGAAGGAAGACAAGGACCAACAAUGCGUGUAAGCCAGCGACCAGGAGUCAAAGGCACUGACUAUACUCUCCUUUUUUGGGACGCCAGGGAUCACUGCGCUGUUUUUUCGCUGCAGUCUAAAGAAAGGCUUCAAGGAGGCCAGACGAAUCUAAACCGACCGCUGCACCUGGCCACCCAUGACAGAAUCUGGACCCGUUACCGCAGUUAUGAAAGCAGCACUAACGGAGAUAAGCACGUGUGCAUUUACCUCGAAGCAAGGAAUCAGGGGCACUCAAAUUAUUUCUUCACUAAGCAUUACGAGGUUGGUCGCACGUGGAGGAGUCGGCAGUUGUAUGGAACAAUAGCUGAAGGCAGAGAUGGACCCAUAUUAGUAGUUACAAGCAAACAAGGAACACCGGGCGUGAGGUUUACUUUGGUUUUCUGGCAUCCAGUGGAACACUGCGCCGUUUUUACUGUGAUGCACAGAGGCAGCAAACAAUGCGAGAUGCGCGUUUGGGGAGAUCGCGUUGAAUCACCCGUGCCGUAUUGCCAACGUGCAUACACGCAGCAUUGCACCUUACAAUAUAGGCCUUACACAAGCUAUUGCGUGCAAUGACUGAAAAAAUAAACACGCUCUCAUUAA
Dermacentor andersoni is the source of this 1032-nucleotide messenger RNA. RefSeq lists its product as uncharacterized. The record is from RefSeq and is a predicted model, not a curated record. Lineage: Eukaryota; Metazoa; Arthropoda; Arachnida; Ixodida; Ixodidae.